AUGAACAACGAUGUCUUCGUGCAAGAGAUGAAUGGAGCCGUUAUAUCCCUCCUGCAGCAAAGCCCUACAGCAGUCGGGGACUCGCUAGCGGCUAUCGGAGAAAGUUACGUCAAAGAUUCUGUGGAUUUAGACUUAGUGUUGAAUCGCAAGAUGCGCCUUCUCAGUCGACUACGACUGAUUGACGAAGGUGGAAGCAACCCAGAGCUAGUUCUGAUGCUGCUACUGGCGCUUUGUGGGGUUGAGCUUGUGAACCCUCAAUCUGAUGAUGGUGGAAAGGCACUCUCCGCGCUCAUCGUCAAUGUUUCUCUCAUUUUAGAGGUCUAUAGUCGCCAAGGAAAGGAGCUGACUAGAAUGGCUAAAUAUUUCGUGAGAGGGUUGGCCCGUCAAGACCUUCUGAUUUCUCUUUCGCGCAUGCAACGCACUAAGAUUGAACCGCGUAUCUGGCUGGACGAGUACUCCAUGUGCCAUGGUGACCGACUAAUGAGAUUCACGACUACACUAGCUCCAAUCCUUUCGGAGCUUUCCGGUCUCGCUGAAGAUGUUUGUUAUGCUUUGGAUUGUCGUUCCAUCACCGAUAAGAAAUACGACCCUGCAGAGUCAAUGCCUAAUGACCUUGCCAUUGGAUGCACCAAUUCAUUCGAGAGGGAAGCAAUCAUCCGCGCUCAACUACUGACCUGGCGCCCUGUUCAAGAUUUGUCCAUGUCAAUACAAGCGUCACAUAAGUUUCUCCUCCACGCAUACGCAUGGAGAGCAGCAGCGCUCCUAUACCUAUUUCGUCUUUUCAAUCGAGCAGGGAGUUCGACGAAAGCAGAUACCGAAGCCCUUUCCAUGGCCUACGAGACUGUGGCUCAGAUUUCUGGCUCACCUCAAGAUAUCAAACUCUCUCUUUGGCCGCUAUUCAUCGCUGCGUGUGAAGUGGAAAAGCCCGAGGAUCGGCUUCAUAUUUCCCGGCUGUUCGACGAUAUUUACCAGGCGCGGCCCAUGGCCACCACCAGGCGUACCAAAACCUUUUGUGCUGAGCAAGUAUGGCUUGCAAGAGAUUCAGGUGCGAAUUGGGACUGGAUGUAUUUGGCACGAUGUGCAUCCAAUUGUCCCAUCCCGCUGUAA
Molecule: messenger RNA, 1107 nt
Organism: Penicillium longicatenatum
Lineage: Eukaryota; Fungi; Ascomycota; Eurotiomycetes; Eurotiales; Aspergillaceae
Product: transcription factor domain-containing protein
Exons: 2
Coding region: 1-1107 (368 amino acids)
Source: RefSeq, a predicted model, not a curated record